This is a messenger RNA of Vitrella brassicaformis, 1272 nucleotides long. The record is from the annotation of a GenBank genome assembly. Lineage: Eukaryota; Vitrellaceae.
GGCCAGCCCACGGCCUCCACUCACAGCGUUGAUGACGCUGCCAGAUGGAGGCAGCGAUAAGGUACGCCUUCCUGACAGGAUGUGGGUACUCAUCUGUGUGUUCCCUUGUGUGCUGCGACUCUCAGGAAGUCAUCCGUCUGCUGAAGGACAAGUUGCGCGCCGAGUGGGACGAGUGGGCCAAGAAGGAGAAGAUACUUGAGCAGGUAGGGGGGAGGGAAGGCGGGUUAAUGGCUGCCAACAACCUCUGCUGCCCUGUCUUUCAGGAGCUACUACGUGUCUGCCGGGGGAACUCGGAGCUGAACAAGGUAAGAUCAUCGACUUGAACACAUGCCAAUCUGAAUGCCGUGUGGUUUGUGCGCAGGAGCUGACGGCCGUAAAGGACGACAACAAGAACCUGCUGGACAAUCUUCAAGUGUUGUCAGGAUUGCACCUUCAGCCACUAGGCAGGUCAACCCAAGAGCUCAAGUACGCCUCACAGUUGGCUGCCACCAACGCUGCCACACUGACGAAUAGCAUCCGCACGGCAUUCCAUGGUGUGGCCCUCUCCUUUGCUUUUCAGUAGGUCCAUCACACUCAAGUUCAUCGCCGACACAUCACGGCCGCCACCACCGUGUACUGUACACCGUGGUUAGUGUGGGAUGCCUUCAGCGGCGUUAGAGGAGCACCCUGAUGACGAGGUCAAGUACCUGUCAGGCGAGUGAGUGUUCCUACUUAGUCAAUGGAGAUGGAUCGAUGCUUUGGGCUACGCCGUUCGGUCGAUGUCUUUUAUUCAAUGACCUACCCACAUCCCUGUUUAUGUUGUGUGAGUGAGUGCAGGAGACGUGCGGUCCAAAGGAAGCACCCACAAAAUGAGCUGCACAGGUUUGUCUUGUACGCCGGAGCAAACAGCCAUAUGAUGGACCGAUUUGUCCUUUCCAUCGGUGUGUGUGUGUGUGUGUUGGUUAGCCCUACAUCCCAUUUUGAGGUAGUGGACAGCCUCCUCAAGCUCGUUGCGGCAGGCGGCAUCUCAGCAUGGGGCAUGUGCGCAUUCUUCUUUCUUCCACUUGUUGUGUGCAGGUAAUAUCGCUGCGUAGAUUUGAUAUCUUGGCCGAUAUCUAUCGCCUUCCAUUGUAUGGUGUAAAGAGAAAGAAAAGAGUAUUGAAAUUGCCGCUUCCCGAGAUCGCCUCCUUCUGCGCACAAGUAAGUACAUCCAUCCAUCUCAUGACAUACAUACAUACAUGCCUUUGUCUCUGUCGGUCUACCUGCGUGCGUGUCAUCGAUGUAUGCGGAUGC